ACUGACUUUGACAGAGUAGUCGAGCUGCGUCAACAGACUGAGGAAUUGCUGAAGGCACGUGAUGUCGAGCUCGCCAGUCUCCGGGAUACUUUUAUCCAGCUGAAAAGCUUCGAGAUAGCUCUUGAUUCAAUCAAAUCCGAUAUAGAUGAUGUUGGGUUGGCUGAAGAUACAGAAACCGAUGUGGAAGGAGUUUGGAAGAAAGGCGAGCUAACUAAUAUGACAGAUGAAGGAAGAGAUGAGAAAGAAAUAAGGGCGGAAGAGAAUAUGGAGAGCGAAUCUGAUAAUGAUAUCUCCGGAAAAGACGGCAAUGGCAAACUGAUUGAUCGGAAAGUCGAAGAUGCGAAUACAGAAUCACUGAAUACCAUAGGAGGGAUCGGAAAUCAGGAAGAAGAGUGUAGUGGGGGCGAUUGGGGAAGCGACUUCAUCUUAGAUGGUGCCAGCUUUGGAGAUAUGUUCAACGUCCCGACCAGCGAAGCGUUUAAAACGAGCCUACGUGGUUUAGGUUCAAUUUCGAAGCCAGAUAAUAUAUCUAAGGACAGACCAAAUAAAGAGAUGAAGAAGAAGCGAUCAAAAAGGAUUAAAAUGAAUAAUAAAAUUAUGUCUGAUGAUGAUAAACUAUUGGCAGAGGAUGGAAAAUCUGAGCCAAUUAUGAAGCCUACAAAGAUAAAUGGCUCGGAAGAAGCUGUAAAGAUAUCUGGUCGUGGUGGCAACGUUUCUGAAAAUUCUCCUUUGUCUAUGUCUGCGGUUGCCGAUAGCCGCCUACGUGCCUCUCUCUCUCUCUUCCUCAAUAUAGGUCAGCUGCGUAUCCAACUCUCUCAGGCCGAACAGCAGGUAGAAGUGACGGAGGCCGGCCGACAUCAAGAGGCUUCUUUGCGCGAGGCAGCUGAGACUCGAGUAGCGGAACUUGAGCUAGCUCUUGGUGAGCUGAGGUCGGAGCAGAGUCAGGCAGAGCGGGAACGGGCUGAGGCGGUGACCAAGCUGAAUGUACUUUCGGCUUAUUUUAAAGUAAACAAAUGUGCAUACGCAAAGUCAUUUUUAUAA
Molecule: messenger RNA, 1041 nt
Organism: Protopolystoma xenopodis
Lineage: Eukaryota; Metazoa; Platyhelminthes; Monogenea; Polystomatidea; Polystomatidae
Source: the annotation of a GenBank genome assembly